Molecule: messenger RNA, 3511 nt
Organism: Schizosaccharomyces japonicus yFS275
Lineage: Eukaryota; Fungi; Ascomycota; Schizosaccharomycetes; Schizosaccharomycetales; Schizosaccharomycetaceae
Product: GTPase Spg1
Exons: 4
Coding region: 100-696 (198 amino acids)
Biological process (GO): intracellular signal transduction; positive regulation of cell cycle process; positive regulation of mitotic division septum assembly
Cellular component (GO): mitotic spindle pole body; meiotic spindle pole body; spindle pole body
Molecular function (GO): GTP binding; GTPase activity; signaling adaptor activity
Source: RefSeq, a predicted model, not a curated record
UUCUUCGAGAGCCUCUCCCGGUACAACACCACCACCACAGCGGUGAUGCUGGUGGUCUGGUGAGUCACCGACCGACGUUACCUGGCGUUUGUUUACACCAUGGCAGAGCAGACGAAGAACAGUGUGACCAUUAAAUUGGGCAUGGUCGGAGACAGUUCAAUUGGAAAAACGUCUCUUAUGGUGAAAUAUGUAGAAGGAUCAUUUGACGAGGAUUAUAUUCAGACGCUUGGCGUGAACUUUAUGGAAAAAACGAUUAGCAUCCGAAACACGGAAAUUACGUUUUCUAUUUGGGAUUUAGGCGGUCAACGUGAGUUCGUCAACAUGCUUCCAUUAGUUUGUAACGAUGCUGUCGCAAUUUUGUUCAUGUUUGACUUGUCUCGAAAGUCCACACUCAAUUCCAUUAAAGAAUGGUAUCGGCAAGCCCGGGGAUUCAAUAAAACUGCAGUUCCCAUCCUGAUAGGAACCAAGUACGAUUACUUUGUGGGUCUUUCUCGCGAAGACCAGGAAGAGAUCACGAAACAGGCACGUCGGUACGCUAAGGUCAUGAAAGCAAGUCUGGUUUUUUGUUCUACGUCGCAUUCCAUCAACGUUCAAAAGAUUUUUAAAAUCGUUCUCGCAAAGGUGUUCGAUCUCAAAUGCACGAUUCCGGAGAUUACAGCUGUGGGCGAACCCAUUCUCGAGUACCAAAGUGUCUAAUGGUUGCCGGCAGCCUUGAGCACACAGUCCUCGUCAUCAAACUCUCACAUCGUCUUUUUUUCUUUCUCCUUCCGUUACAGCGUACCUUUUUAUUUCCACCUUACAAACAUACACACAUUUACUCACUCACACAUACCCGUUCCUCAUUGCCUUCAAAUUUAUCUUCGUCUAUUUAGAGUGUGUCAAUGUUGACAGGAUACACGCAUACCUAUUUUUUCUCAAUAUACCAACAUAUACCAAAAUAUACACAAACAAACAUACACACCUACGUAACGUGAUCACGACUCACAAAUGAAAGCCAGAAAACACACAAGAUCGUAGCUGCGUAACCCUUGAUUUAAAUCUCCAGUCUCUCUACAGUGUACUUCCCAAUUGUCAUAUCCAGGUUCUUGGCCCGUGAGCGUUGAUUCUUUCCCUUCGCUUUUUCCAUGAAUGCGUCCUUUUUCAGCAAAGUAGCAAGGUCACUAACCUCUUCCACAACAGCUUUAGGCUGAGGAUUGCUGUAGACAACUCCAGCCUUAGCGCCGGCAGACAUGCUCCGCUUGUGCUUAAUAAGCUCCGUAACAGCAGGUAAGAGCAAAAGUAGCGAGUUCAUAGCCUUCAAUGAUUCUUCUACCGAGGAGUGCAAGUCCUUGACGAGGGCAAGGUUUUGUUCGCCCAAGGCAAGGCGACCAGGGCCCAAACAGUCCAUGAUUAAUGCAGCACAACGGGCCAGUGCACCAUCGCUCAACUUCGCAGAGGAAGUUGCACGAGAAGGCGUUAAGAGAAAUUGGGCAACCACGGAGAAGAGGGAAUCCAAUUCUUCAGGAAUGAGUUGCUCCUUAAGAAUGGCAAUGGCACUCGGGGCGUGAAGAGUGUCGAGACGAGCAAACAGCACAAUGAAGUGCUUCUUUUUGUUGCGUUGAAGUGCGACCUUGAGUGCACGAGCAAUGUCGACUGCCGAAACGUCAGAAAUGCGUUCCAUCAACAGCAUUCCGAGUUCGGGAUGGAAAUCGUGUAGGCAUUGGAAGACCGAUUGUCCGCCGGGAACAUUGAGCGCAGAGCACGAAAACAGGCGGUUGCGCAACAAGUACUUCAGUGUCUCACGAGCCGGGAGUUUGAGUUUUAAUGCGCCAUCAACUUCGGCAAACAGCAAUUCUUGCACAGCAUGUACGAAUGAAACUGGAAGCAGCUGGAUGUUCUGCAAAGCAGCGUCCUUUGCACGUCUGCGUGUACCAAACUCGUUCUGAUACGCUUCAGCAAACUCGGUGAAUCGUUGAUCGAAUUCGUCGCAUUUGCCCUCGGCGGCUAGCUUCUGCAAGUCGACAAGCGUUGCACGACCCGAUUCGUCUUGGAUACGCAUAUUUUUCAGCACCUGUUCACAUAAAGAGGUGGUAUUUUUAGACUUGGUAAGGAUACCAUCGGCAAGGGCGCCAUGAACGGUCAUAUUCUGACCCAAUUUGUGUCUACGCUUGCCCACAGCAUCCGCCAAACGAAGAUGCUUGGGAGCGUAGAAAGGUAACUGGUGCAAGCUCUUGCGCGAAGUGAAAACGAUGUCGCCAGCAACGGCCUUGUCUGUAUCGGAACGUUUUAAGAUAGCGAGGAAGCCGAGGGAAUUGCUGCUGCCCAUACUAAACUCGGCCUGCACCGUUCCAUACUGCAGGUCAAGGAGAAAAGCCGUAUUUUCAGCAAACAGUGUGCAGAAAUUGCGAGAAAUAGGUACAAUGCGAACAACGGUGGAAAGUACACCGGAGAAGUCGAAUGUGUGCGCCAACCGAAGGGAGUCUGCAGUAACAGCUUCGUACACAGACAAUCUCUCAUUGCCAAAAGCACAUACAGCCUCACCAUCAUUCAAAAGUGCAAGCUGGGGCGAGUAGUUAGUGCCAAAUUUAUCGUGUACGAGUCGUUUGGCAACUACCUCUCUACGAGCGAGAGAAUAUGAUGCUACUACAUAUUGAGUAUUGCCAGCAGACUUGGUUGCGUACAGCAUAUGAAGGCUGGAGGGAGAGUUACGGAUGGCAUCUUCCUUGGUGCUAUCGACAUCGACAGCAUCUGUCAUCUCCACAUCGCCCGAACGUGCAUCUUCCUGAGCCUUUGCAUUUUCCGGCACUUUUUUGUUGCUACACACAACCUGCAACACUUGGUCCCCACUAGCUAAAGGGGACCACACAGGUUCCGACAACGAACCAUCGGUUUCUUGACUGGGAAGUAUGUAGACGCUACCAUCUUCAAAAACAACCAUAAGCUGCUGCGUGUCGGGUUCCAACAGCAGACUGAACGCCUUUCGACCAGACAAGUCUGUGUAUGUAAUGGAUGUUUGUUCGUCUGUCUCAUCGUAGCGCCACUGAAGCAACGCCCACGCGUUGUUUGUCUUCGUAGAGCAGGUGCAGGCCCAGACACGGUGUACGGAGUCUUGUUUCACGUACACGGGAUCACACGAAAACUGUGUUUUGUCAGGGAGCGGACACGACGCGAUAAGACGCUGCUGUUUUAAACUGUACAAGUCGAUUCCCUGACCCUCAACCUCAACUGCGAGUUGCUGAGCACAUUCAAGUCCAUUUUUUGUGGCCACUACUCCGAACAAUUUUGACUUUCCUUUUCUCCCGGAUUUCGAGCCGCUCGACAGUGAACCAAGCAAAGAAACCUCUCCAAACGAAGCCAUCGUGUUUUUUUUAAACAGAAUGGGGGAGUUUUAGUGGGAAAUACCACGUUUUUUUAGCUUUAGCUGGGUUUUGUUGUGGACCUGGGAGUUGGUAGCUGCUGGAGACAGGGUGUCAGCAGGCAGUAGAGUUUGAGGUAGAGCUGAAAGUUGGGUAACAUUAAAAGGGUAACAAGC